Messenger RNA from Dothidotthia symphoricarpi CBS 119687, 229 nucleotides. RefSeq lists its product as uncharacterized. The record is from RefSeq and is a predicted model, not a curated record. The transcript has a single exon. Lineage: Eukaryota; Fungi; Ascomycota; Dothideomycetes; Pleosporales; Dothidotthiaceae. The coding region runs from base 31 to 207 and encodes 58 amino acids.
CCGAAACUCCAACACGCAGUGACUUUAGACAUGGCAGAAACUACCCAGGAUGUCUCCACCCAGGACAUCUCCUCCCAGUUCCAAGGUUUGUGGAGUUUGUUUCUAUCUGUGAAGUGUGCUUAUCCGCUCAGAACCAAUCUCUCCCCCGCUCACCACUGGCAUGAGCACUUCGAGCACCUCCAAGUUCCACGAUGUAACGAAAGAUAGCGUCAAAGACUCAGAAGGCGAG